AGGAUCACAGUACUGGUUGCUCCUCCUGUCCGCCUGGUGGCGCCGACGCACUCUUUAUCGAGGCGAGAGCAACUCCAUGAACAUCCGGUUAGGGCGCCACAUUUUAUUUGCCCGUGAAGAUGCCGAAGUUUUACUGUGACUACUGCGACACGUACUUAACGCACGACUCGCCGUCAGUAAGGAAAACUCACUGUAGUGGACGUAAACACAAAGAAAAUGUGAAAGACUAUUAUCAGAAAUGGAUGGAGGAGCAGGCGCAGAGCCUGAUAGACAAAACAACUGCUGCUUUCCAGCAGGGGAAAAUUCCACCCACGCCGUUCCCCGGCGCUGCCCCUCCGGGUGCAUCCCUGCUCCCUCAUCCCAAUAUCAGUGGACCACCUAGGCCAGGCAUGUUACCAGCUCCUCCAAUGGGUGGCCCUCCAAUGAUGCCCAUGAUGGGUCCUCCUCCACAUGGCAUGAUGCCUGGUGGUCCAGGCCCAGGUAUGCGGCCCCCUAUGGGUGGGCAUAUGCAAAUGAUGCCAGGCCCCCACAUGAUGCGACCUCCUGCUCGGCCAAUGAUGCUCCCUGUAAGACCUGGCUUGGCACGACCAGAUCGAUAGAAAUAACUGUUGUGCCAUGAUUGCCUUCCUCUUCUAAACAAAGACUCCGCUAACUGCAUACAUUGGCUUUUGCCAUUUUGCCGUUUCAAUGGUUUUGGCAACAGAAGAUCAUGGAUUUUCAUUUAAAAGGAUCCAUAUUCUCUCUCUUUUUAAUUUGAAUGACACCCCCCCCCCCCCCCCCGCCCCCACCCCGGGCAGUGAUUCAUAUUUGUUAAUUAGGAUACAGUACAUGUGAUCGUCCAAGCCAGAUUGGUUUACGUUUUAGUGUUGGAACAUUUUUUUUAGGACUGUUUUCGCAAUAAAAUAAAAAUACAAACUCA
Messenger RNA from Ictalurus punctatus (channel catfish), 919 nucleotides. RefSeq names its product small nuclear ribonucleoprotein polypeptide C (gene snrpc). Gene Ontology annotation, cellular component: U1 snRNP; nucleus. Gene Ontology annotation, biological process: spliceosomal snRNP assembly; mRNA splicing, via spliceosome; mRNA 5'-splice site recognition. Gene Ontology annotation, molecular function: pre-mRNA 5'-splice site binding; zinc ion binding. The coding region runs from base 120 to 599 and encodes 159 amino acids. The transcript is spliced from 6 exons. The record is from RefSeq and is a predicted model, not a curated record. Lineage: Eukaryota; Metazoa; Chordata; Actinopteri; Siluriformes; Ictaluridae.